CGGUUUACCAAACUAAAUCGUACCCCUCUCCUCUUCCCUCUGCCAACAGUCAACUGUGAAUAUUGGUCGCGCCGCCAAAAGUUGAGAUUUCAUCUGUUUUCGAAAUCUCCCUUUUUUCAGUUUCCUCUGUAAGCUAGGCGGUGAUCUCGCUUCACUCUCAGAGGAUACUGGAAGGUGGAAUCCGAAAUGGCUGAUAUAAUAAGACAACCUCUCGAGCAGAUACACGGGUUUUCAAGAAGAUGUUUGUUCCGGGUCAUAUCUAUGGGUUCUUUACCCAUUCACAUGGCCUUUAUCAUGGAUGGAAACCGUAGGUAUGCGAAGAAGCGCGGUUUAGAAGACGGGUCUGGUCACAAAGCCGGUUUCUCUGCGCUUAUGUCGAUGCUACAGUACUGUUACGAGCUAGGUAUCAAGUAUGUAACUAUAUACGCAUUUAGCAUAGAUAAUUUUAGAAGAAAACCUGAGGAGGUUCAGUCUCUAAUGGAUUUGAUGCUGGAGAAGAUCAAGUCUUUACUUGAUAAAGAGAGUAUAGUGCAUGGAUACGGGAUACGUGUGUAUUUCAUCGGUAACUUGGCGCUUUUAAGUGACCAAGUGAGGGCUGCUGCAGAAGAAGUCAUGGAGGCCACUGCUAAGAAUAAUCGUGUAGUGCUUCUUGUCUGCGUUGCAUAUAACUCGACAGAUGAGAUCGUACAAGCUGUCAAGAAAUCUUGUGUUAACAAGCUAGUUAAACACUCUGAGGGUAGAGAUAGGGACAUAGAGAGAAUACAGUUGGUGGAUAUUGAGGAGAAUAUGCAGAUGAGCGUGGCGCCGGAUCCUGAUAUACUGAUCCGGAGUUCAGGAGAGACGAGGCUGAGCAACUUUCUUUUAUGGCAAACAGGUAACUCUCAGCUUUUCUCUCCUGAUGCUCUGUGGCCUGAGAUUGGCCGUAGGCAUUUGGUCUGGGCUAUAUUGAACUUCCAGAGAAGUCAUUCAUACUUGGAGAAGAAGAAGAAACAGUUGUGAUUGUCUUCAUCUUUUCUUCUGGCCUUUUUUUCUUUUUGUGAUGUGUUGUUUAUGUGGGAUACUGUCAAAAGGAAACUUGGGAUUGCAUAGAAAUGGCAUUGUAAUUAUUCACACGGUAAAUACUCGUUUGGGAGUUUUCUAUUGAACUAGAAAGUCCAUCCUAUACAAAUCCAGUCUUGUAAAUACACAAGCACAAAGUCAUUACUAUAUACUUCAUUCA
This is a messenger RNA of Raphanus sativus (radish), 1219 nucleotides long. RefSeq names its product dehydrodolichyl diphosphate synthase 6. Gene Ontology annotation, cellular component: endoplasmic reticulum. Bases 187 to 999 code for a protein of 270 amino acids. The transcript is spliced from 2 exons. Lineage: Eukaryota; Viridiplantae; Streptophyta; Magnoliopsida; Brassicales; Brassicaceae. Gene Ontology annotation, biological process: polyprenol biosynthetic process. The record is from RefSeq and is a predicted model, not a curated record.